Molecule: messenger RNA, 1905 nt
Organism: Sclerotinia sclerotiorum 1980 UF-70
Lineage: Eukaryota; Fungi; Ascomycota; Leotiomycetes; Helotiales; Sclerotiniaceae
Exons: 4
Coding region: 1-1905 (634 amino acids)
Molecular function (GO): ATP-dependent protein folding chaperone; ATP binding
Source: RefSeq, a predicted model, not a curated record
AUGGCUCAAGGUACACCACGAACCCCUCCAGCACAGAUGAUGGGCGGACCGCCACCGAUUAAUACUGCAGCUACCGGCGGCUACCCUCCACAACAGGGAGUUAUGGGAGGACCUCCUCCUCCAGCUGGGCCACCACAGUAUAAUCAUCCUCCUCAAUAUGCUGGAGGGGCACCGAUACAAGGCGGUGCGGGUCCGCAGUAUGGAGGCAGGACUAAUCCGGUGGAAGUUGAAGGCGCUGGCAAAAGCAAGGCGCAACUCAUCGUGGGAAUAGAUUUUGGUACAACUUUCUCUGGUGUAGCCUUUGCUUUUGCGACCAACACCGAGGCGAAAGAGGACAUCAUUACCGAAUGGCCUGGAGCAGGUUCAUAUACAAAACAAAAGAUUCCCACCGUCCUUUAUUACGAUCAAUACCAAAAGGUUGUUGGAUGGGGUCCCGAUAUCGCAGAUGCCUUGGCACCGACUGGGUAUCCAAAACCAGGUGUUCAAAAGGUAGAAUGGUUCAAACUUCAAUUGAUGCUUUCCGGAAACACAUAUAUCGAUCCUAUCAACCUUCCUCCCCUUCCACCAGGAAAGUCAGAGAUCGAUGUUGCAGCGGAUUACCUAUUCAAACUCAGACAAGCUAUGCGAAACCAAUUACAAAAGACUUUGGGAGAGGUUUUCAAUCGAGAAGAAAGAAAUAUCCGAUACUACCUGACAGUUCCUGCUAUUUGGAAUGAUGCUGGGAAGGCUGCGACCAGAGCGGCCGCCAUCCAGGCUGGAUUCUUGAGGGACGAGAACGACAAUCGAUUGACUUUGGUUACGGAACCCGAAGCUGCUGCACUAUUUUGCUCAAAGGCCGGUCUAUUGAACCUCAAGAUUCAUGAUGCUGUACUCAUUGUCGAUUGCGGCGGUGGAACUGUCGAUUUAAUUGCAUAUGAGGUCGAAGAAGAGUCCCCAUUCACAGUAUCCGAGUGUACAGCAGGUUCUGGUGAUUCCUGUGGGUCUACGGCAUUGAAUCGAAACUUUAGCAAUAUUUUACGAAACAAGAUCCGAAAGAUGAAAUUACCAGAGGGUUCAAAGACAGCCGGGAGAGUUUACGCAAAAUGUAUCAUGGACUUCGAGAACAGAAUCAAGGCGGAUUUCAGAAAUAACAAUCAGAAAUGGGCGGUCGAUGUCGGCAUUGAAGCAGAGUUCCCCGAAGCAGGAAUUGAAGAAGGAUAUAUGACAUUCACUAAUGAAGAAAUUCUACAAUGUUUCGAGCCAGUUGUCAACCGAAUUUUGGAAUUGGUUAGGAACCAAAUCAUAGCCAUCCAGGCACAAAACCGAACACUUCAGAACGUCUUGGUUGUUGGAGGUUUUGGUGCAUCGGAAUAUCUUUUCCAACAAAUCAAACUUCACGUACCACCUCAGUUCCAGGCCAAGGUUGUUCGUCCUAUGGAUUCCGUGGCUGCUAUUGUUAAGGGUGCUGUUACUGCUGGUAUCACUGAAAGAGUCGUUACAUCCCGUGUAGCUCGUCGUCACUACCUCAUGGCAACUCUUCAACCUUUUAAAGAGGGACACCAUCCAGAAGCCUACCGUGUUCCAUCCUUAGAUGGUAAGGAUCGAUGCAAGUUUACUCGACAAAUAUUUGUACAGAAAGGACAAAGAGUUAAGAUCGGUGAGCCAGUCAAAGUGUCAUUCUUCAGACAAGUGGCACCCGGAGCCACUUUGAUGUAUGAGGAUAUUUUGGUCAAGGGAAGUCGUACUCUCACAUCUGAUCUUUCUCGCAAGAAUCUUGAAAAGGAUUUUGAAAGAAUGGAUACCCCUCAAGGCACCUUCUACCGAGUGUACUUUGAUAUCUACCUCACACUUGAUGGAUCCGAAUUCAAUGCCGAACUCGUUUGCCAGGGAGAAGUCAUGGGUCGUUGCACAUCCAGAUUCAGAUAA